AUGGCGCGGCAGCCGCACAUCGUCUUGUUCCCACUCCUGGCGCAGGGGCACAUCAUCGCCUUCCUUGCGCUAGCCAAGCUGAUUGCCCGGCGAUACUCUGGCCGCUUCACCGUCACCAUCGUCAGCACGCCUCUCAACGUCCGGAGCCUCCGGCAGUCCCUCCCUCCCGAGUCCGGCGUCCUCCUCAGAGAGAUCCCCUUCCGCAGCGCCGACCACGGCUUGCCGCCCGACACCGAGAACACCGAUUCCGUCACCGGCGAGGGCCUGGAGAAGCUGCUCGGGGCCUCAGCCUCCCUUCGGCCCCAGUUCGAGCGGCUGAUCGCCGAGGAGAUCACCCGAGAGGACGGUCGCCCCCCGCUGUGCAUCAUAGCCGACGUCUUCUUCGGGUGGACAGUCCAGAUAGCCGAGAAGCUCGGCGUGUUCCACGCCGUCUUCACCACCUGCGGCGCCUUCGGCACCGCCAUGUACUUCUCCAUGUGGCUGCACCGGCCGCACAGGCACACGACCGCCGAGGAGUUCUGGGUGCCGGGUUUCCCAGAAGGGUUUCGGUUCCGCCGGUCGCAGCUGCCGAGAUCGUUAACAAGCCUGGAAGACGGAAGUUUUGGGAUCGCCUUCAUGACCGAACACAUAACGCUGUCCAUGUCUUCCAAGGCGAUGCUCUGCAACACCGUGGAAGGGUUGGAACCGGUGGCGAUGGCGCUGCUCCGGAAGAUCGCCGGCCUCCGCGUCUGGUCCGUCGGGGCCGUGGUCCCCCUGGAGACCACCAACUCUUCCGGCAGGCGAGCCGGGAGGAUGGCCGGCGUCGACCCAGAGACCUGCCUCCGGUGGUUGGAUGCUCAUCCCCCCCGCUCCGUUCUCUACGUCUCCUUCGGUUCUCAGAACAGUGUCUCUGCCCCGCAGAUGAUGGCUCUGGCGGCGGGCCUUGAGGCGACCCGCCGGCCGUUCAUCUGGGUCGUCCGCCCGCCCUUAGGCUUCGACAUAAAGGGUGAGUUCAAGGACGAGUGGCUACCGGAGGGAUUCGAGGAUCGCACGGGGAGGAGCGGACGGGGCCUCCUGGUCCGGAAUUGGGCGCCGCAGCUGGAGAUCCUGUCCCACCCGUCGGUGGGAGGAUUCCUGUCCCAUUGCGGGUGGAACUCGGUGCUGGAGAGCCUGAGCAGGGGCGUGCCGCUCAUCGGAUGGCCCAUGGCGGCGGAGCAGUUCUACAACUCGAAUAUGCUGGAGGAGCUGGGCGUGUGCGCGGAGCUGGGCAGGGGGGUGGAGCAGCGAGUCUCCAGCGUGGAGGUGGAGAGGGUGGUCGGCCUGGUGUUGGGCGGCGAGAAGGGGGAGGACAUGAGGAGAAAGGCGGCAUCGGCGGCGAAGACGAUGAGGGCGGCGAGCGAGGAGGGAGAGGAGAAGGGCUCCUCUAUCGCUGCCCUGGACAACUUCCUAGCCACCGUUCUCGGCACCACGCCGCCGGACGAUAACAGAUAUUCACCGUCUGAUACGCAAUAG
Messenger RNA from Spirodela intermedia, 1491 nucleotides. Lineage: Eukaryota; Viridiplantae; Streptophyta; Magnoliopsida; Alismatales; Araceae. The record is from the annotation of a GenBank genome assembly.